Molecule: messenger RNA, 1245 nt
Organism: Bombus impatiens (common eastern bumble bee)
Lineage: Eukaryota; Metazoa; Arthropoda; Insecta; Hymenoptera; Apidae
Exons: 2
Coding region: 355-678 (107 amino acids)
Source: RefSeq, a predicted model, not a curated record
UCGAUAUCGACGCGUCACCGCGUAUUUCGAUAUUGAUUGCAAACUUAGAAUCUACUGGGCCGACAGCUUGGAAUCUCUAUCGCGGAAUAACCUUGACACGGAUGCGCUACUCUACUUUCGUUGAAAGACCGUUUUCGCCUUCUCGAGCGGCUUGUAACCUCACUGCGCUCUGAAUACCGGCUUCCGAGCGCUCCUUUGGUGGUCAGCUUGCUAAAUUUUUCAACAUUUUCGACCUUCGGUCUUGACUCGAAUUUUUUUCUUCUAUUCUAUCCCUCCUCUUUUCUUUCUUUUUUCUUUCACUUCUCCUUCGUCCUUUUAAAGGUAUUUUAUGUGUAACAUUUAGGCAACAUACAAAUGGACGAUAAGUGGAAAGUGUUACGUACUUUGAAGAGAACAGCAGGAAGGGAGAAAGAGAGAUUGCUCGAUGACUGGAGAGGAAUUGUGAUACAGAAUAAAGUAGUCUGUACAAAAGAUCCGUUUGGAAAUAGGUGGCCAAAUUUUACAGCGUGUUUCGGUUCUACUGAUGAAAACGGGUCACGUGAAGGUUAUGGAUUUGCGGACGUUUUCAUCUCAAGUUGUAGAGAUCGGCCGGAAGAUAAUAGAUCGUCGCGGUUGAACGUCGUGGCACGUGGAAUAUUAGGAAACCAUUUAAACGACCUGGAUUUUCUAUGUAGUUAAUUCAACAUGCACCGCGAGAGGUCAUGGUCGUGUGUAUCUCGUAUGCCGACUCUCAAGAUGUCUUCUUUCGAUCCGCAUAAAAGUUUCAUGAGGAUGCCCACUAAUUAAAGACGAAAAAGAAGAGGACGCUAGCGUGUGUUCUUUCAAGUUCCUUCGAGUCGCGGACACCUUGUACUGAUCUUUUCGCGAAUCCAAUUAAAGGCGUUGAUUUCUGAAGGAGAAAGGAACGCUGUAUUGUGAAACUGGGGAAUUUUCUUUGUGGUACAAUGUGGUUCUAACGUGUUAAUGAGAAGAGGCUAUUUUUAGGCGUGUAACUGAAUUGUUCUCAACAAAUUGGUUGGAUAUGAAUAAUUUUUGUUGCUAUUAGAUAACAGAAAUUCGUAAAAUUACUAGUAGUUCUAGUUUUUGUAUUAGGGGUAUGUGAAUUUCAUCUGCAAAUUUAAAUAGAACUUUUUACCUUCUGUAAUGUGUAAUGUAUUUAAUUAUAUACGUGAAAGUAUAAAUAUUUAUACCUUUCUAAAAUGUAUGUUUGAUUUAUGAAUUUCAUAGAUAUCAUUUGAAUCUGUG